UUCUUUUCGUAACCCUAAGCUCUCUCUCUCUCAAUUCAAUUCUCUCUCCCUUUGAACUUUCUUCUGUAUAUCAACAUCAGAAGUUCAUCAAAUACUUACAUUGAUGGCUCCUGUUUCAUUGCCACCUGGUUUUCGGUUCCAUCCAACGGAUGAGGAGCUCGUGGUGUAUUAUCUCAAGAGGAAAAUCAAUGGUCGAAGCAUUGAAUUAGAGAUCAUCCCUGAAGUUGAUCUCUACAAGUGUGAGCCUUGGGACUUACCAGGGAAGUCAAUAUUACCCAGCAAAGAUCUGGAAUGGUAUUUCUUCAGUCCUCGUGAUCGCAAAUACCCCAAUGGAUCAAGGACGAAUCGUGCAACCAAAGCUGGAUAUUGGAAGGCCACAGGAAAAGAUAGAAAAGUGAACUCUCAGACUCGUUCUGUGGGCAUGAAGAAAACCCUAGUUUACUACAGAGGGAGAGCCCCCCAUGGCAUUCGAACUCAUUGGGUUAUGCAUGAAUAUCGCCUUGAUGAACGUGAAUGUGAAACUGAUACAGGCUUGCUGGAUGCAUAUGCUCUUUGUCGUGUGUUCAAGAAGAGUGCAAUUGCCCCGAAGGUUGGGGAGCAUUAUGCCGCUACAACUAGUAAUCAAAUGAUGAAUGAACAUUCAUCUGGGGAGAUUGAUUUAUAUACAGAGAGACGAUGCAAUGGAUUUGAGAGCUCAGGUUAUCCAAUGGCAUAUGGAACAUGUUUACCUAGCAAUGCCAAUGAACCACCCAUUGAUCUCAGUGGGACACAAGAGGAAAAGUGGACACAGUUCUUAUCAGACGAGGCACUUGGCUACACAACUCCAUUUUCAAACUGUGGAACCUCUUCAUACCAUCCUUCCAAGAUUGAUAUAGCAAUAGAGUGUGCAAAGCUGCAACAUCGGCUCUCGCUGCCUCCAUUGGAGGUGGAAGAUUUUUCUCAAGGUUGCUAUACAGACUUCAAAAUGCAGCACUCGCACUCAACUUCCUCUCUGGGGGGAAUUACAAAUGAAGGAAAUAUACUGCAGGAAAUUCUUUCAGUUUCUCAUGCAUCACAGCAACUCUUGAAUCAAUCAAACCUUCAAGAUACAUGGGGUGGAAAUUACAGUGCCCAUGUGGAUGAUUUUAGUUUUAUAACUGGGGAAGAUAAUCACUAUAAUCCAAGUAAUGUAAUGAAUUGUGUUAGAUAUAAUGACAAUUGGGGAGAUCUGAAUACAAAAUCAAUAGAAAUCGGAGGCUUGGAUGAAGAAAUCAGACCAGAGAGGAUGGUAGAGAAAUUGAGAUGGGUAGGAAUGUCCAACGAGGAUUUAGAAAAGAGUUUAAUGGAAGAACAGAAGAUUGUUCCCGUAGAAAAGAUUUCAAGUUUUAAAAGAACAGACGUAGGUGAAGCUCAAGGUGAAACUUCGCAUAAUAGUUGUUUGGGAUUCAAUGACUCAGAAAUCAAUGAUUUUUCUCUUGAAUUUAUCGACGAUGAACCCAGUGGGAACAAUCAUGAAGACAUUGCAGAUGGAUUUGCAAGCUCACCAAGCUUUGAGGUGGUGGAGGAAAUUAAAGUGAAUCAUGGAAUGUUUAUUUCAACCCGCCAAGAAGCAGCCACAUUCUUUCACCAAAUAGUGCCUUCGCAGACGAUUCAGGUCCACUUUAACCCGGUAGAGAAGGCAGAGACACAGUUUCCAAGGCAUGAGAAACAAGGGAAAUUCUUCAGAAAGUUCAUUCAUCUGUGGACGGGAAUAGCUGUUGCAGUUGUGUGUGCGGUGGCAUUUGAUCUCUUAAUGCUUCUUUUUCAUGUUGGGAAAACGGAGAAAUUGAUGGAUGAAGAUUGCUCUAACAGUUUGAAGGGGAUGAAAAUAUUGUCAGCUAGAGAUAAAGAUUUCUCUGUUAAUAUAAGGAGUGGUGGGCGUCAUUCUAUGGUAUUUUUGAAGAAGUUAGGGCUUUUUGUCACCAUUUCCUUUGCUCUAUGUACCAUGUGGGCAACAGUGUAGAUGUUGACAUCCUUCUAACUGUAGUUGAUAGUUUUGGGAAGGGAUUAGAUGAACCUUCUCCAAAAUUGGAGGCUGACAUCUUAAUUAAUUGACUGUGUUGUAUACUGGUACCUAUAAUUGUUAUUCAUUGGAUAUUUUAAUAAAAAUUCGUAUUUUAUUUACUCAA
Molecule: messenger RNA, 2147 nt
Organism: Mangifera indica (mango)
Lineage: Eukaryota; Viridiplantae; Streptophyta; Magnoliopsida; Sapindales; Anacardiaceae
Product: NAC domain-containing protein 86
Exons: 6
Coding region: 104-1981 (625 amino acids)
Biological process (GO): regulation of DNA-templated transcription
Molecular function (GO): DNA binding
Source: RefSeq, a predicted model, not a curated record